CAUUAAUUAUCUUUUCUCAAGCACAGGACCAUGGGAGCCGGCGGUUUCAGAGUGCUGCAUCUCGUCAGGCCCUUCCUGGGUUUCUUACCGGAAGUGCAGAGUGCUGAUAGGAGAAUUCCAUUCAGAGAAAAACUCAUCUACACCGUUAUCUCCCUCUUCAUUUUCCUAGUGUGCAGCCAGCUCCCGCUCUAUGGAAUCCAUUCAACCACUGGAUCUGAUCCUUUCUACUGGUUGCGUGCCAUUCUUGCAUCCAACCGUGGUACUGUUAUGGAGCUGGGUAUUACUCCAAUUGUGACAUCUGGGAUGGUGAUGCAACUUCUCGUUGGAUCAAAGAUCAUUGAAGUUGACAACAGUGUGAGAGAGGAUCGUGCACUUCUGAAUGGUGCACAAAAGUUGCUUGGUAUCCUGAUUGCUAUUGGGGAAGCUGUGGCAUAUGUUCUGUCUGGGAUGUAUGGCAGUGUAGGCCAACUAGGAACAGGAAAUGCUAUUCUCAUUAUACUUCAGCUUUUCUUUGCUGGAAUCAUUGUCAUCUGUCUGGAUGAACUUCUCCAGAAAGGAUAUGGUCUGGGUUCUGGCAUUUCUCUAUUCAUUGCUACCAACAUCUGUGAGAAUAUCAUCUGGAAGGCGUUUAGCCCCACAACUAUCAACAGUGGACGUGGUGCUGAAUUUGAAGGAGCUGUCAUUGCAUUGUUCCAUAUGUUGAUUACUAGAACUGACAAAGUCCGUGCCCUACGGGAGGCUUUCUACCGCCAGAAUCUUCCAAACGUGACCAACUUACUUGCUACUGUCCUGGUCUUCCUCAUUGUUAUCUAUUUCCAAGGCUUCCGUGUUGUGCUUCCAGUUAGAUCAAGAAAUGCCCGUGGGCAGCAAGGUUCAUAUCCAAUUAAACUGUUUUACACAUCGAAUAUGCCCAUCAUUUUGCACUCUGCACUCAUUACCAACCUCUACUUCAUAUCUCAGCUUCUUUACAGGAAGUUCAGUGGCAAUUUCCUAGUUAAUCUUAUCGGAAUAUGGAAAGAAUCUGAGUAUUCAGGCCAUUCUAUCCCUGUUGGUGGUCUUGCUUACUAUGUUACUGCACCAUCGAGUUUGGCUGAUAUUGUCGCAAAUCCAUUCCAUGCGCUGUUCUAUGUGGUCUUCAUGCUGUCAGCUUGUGCUCUGUUCUCAAAGACAUGGAUUGAAGUUUCUGGUUCAUCAGCUAGGGAUGUUGCUAGGCAGCUCAGGGAACAACAAAUGGUGAUGCCAGGCCAUCGUGAGUCAAACCUGGAGAGGGAGUUGAACAGAUACAUCCCCACCGCUGCUGCAUUUGGAGGAGUUUGCAUUGGCGCAUUGACUGUCCUAGCAGAUUUCAUGGGUGCAAUUGGUUCAGGAACCGGUAUACUUCUCGCUGUUACCAUCAUAUACCAAUACUUUGAGACAUUCGAGAAGGAAAGGGCAACCGAGCUUGGUUUUUUCGGCAUGUGAUCAGUGACUGAUAUGGUGUUAUGGCUAGCUUGAUCUUCUUGCAAACCAUAGUACUGUUUUGGGAGCAUAGAUUCAGUUUAAGUUAAAAGAAUAGCAGAAUCAGCUUGUGGGUUUUCAGAUGCAUGGUGGAAUGUACACUGGCCAAGUGCAGCCAUGGGCCAAUUAGCCACCGUGUACUUGUGUUCUGAGGUCUGAUCAUGUUCUGGCUAUCCUAGUAACCGGAUAUGUUGCAGCAGUAUAGUUGUCUUUUAACUAAAUUUUAUAUUAGUUUUCUCUUUUGCUGUGGUAAUACUCCGUAGUCUGUAUUAACUUUUCUGACAUUUGGCAAUAGUUAGUAAUAUGGAUGUCCUUCUAUAUUA
This is a messenger RNA of Lolium rigidum, 1820 nucleotides long. Its product is annotated as protein transport protein Sec61 subunit alpha-like. Gene Ontology annotation, cellular component: Sec61 translocon complex; membrane. Bases 31 to 1461 code for a protein of 476 amino acids. Lineage: Eukaryota; Viridiplantae; Streptophyta; Magnoliopsida; Poales; Poaceae. Gene Ontology annotation, biological process: SRP-dependent cotranslational protein targeting to membrane, translocation; post-translational protein targeting to membrane, translocation. Gene Ontology annotation, molecular function: signal sequence receptor activity; transmembrane protein transporter activity; ribosome binding. The transcript is spliced from 6 exons. The record is from RefSeq and is a predicted model, not a curated record.